Trichomycterus rosablanca is the source of this 1628-nucleotide messenger RNA. It is a transcript of the gene tpm3, whose product is annotated as tropomyosin 3. Gene Ontology annotation, cellular component: actin filament. Lineage: Eukaryota; Metazoa; Chordata; Actinopteri; Siluriformes; Trichomycteridae. The transcript has 8 exons. Gene Ontology annotation, molecular function: actin filament binding. Gene Ontology annotation, biological process: actin filament organization; muscle contraction. The record is from RefSeq and is a predicted model, not a curated record. The coding region runs from base 470 to 1216 and encodes 248 amino acids.
AAAGCCGGAAGAGGGCUGAAAAAAGGACGAGCUGAAGCAAUCCGGCAAACUCGGUGUGAAGUCAGAUUUAAGGGGAGGGGAGAGGACAUUCCACCGCGGCUAACUUUAAAAUCGUUCAUUCGAGGAGAAAGAUUUGAAAGAAAGACAGCGUGGAGAACUACAAGCGGAAGCCAGAUCAUUUGGAUAAACUGCCACGUACUUCAAGUGGAGGAAAAAAGUAACUUUUUGGGCUUCCUGCAAAAAAAAACCUCGGACUACAAAACGUCGUGUUUCAUCUCCGAGCUCUGACAGUGUCAGGCUGAGUGGUCGCAUCCCUCCAUCACUGCUGUGCUGCUGGAGUUUGAUUCGUUGGCGGGGCGUUGGUUUGUUCCCCCUCUCACACUCACAGCUCUGCACUACGAAGCUUCAUAAGCAGGACCAGACCAGAGCUCUCCAGCACACUACUCGUUUAGCAAAGAACUUAUUUAAAAUGGCCGGAACCAACAGCAUCGACGCGGUGAAGAGAAAGAUUAAAGUUUUGCAGCAACAGGCGGAUGAAGCGGAGGAAAGGGCCGAGAAUUUACAGCGUCAGGUCGAGGAAGAGAAGCGCGCCCGUGAGCAGGCUGAGGCAGAGGUGGCUUCUCUGAACAGGCGUAUCCAGCUGGUUGAGGAGGAGCUGGACAGAGCUCAGGAGAGACUGGCCACUGCUUUACAGAAGCUGGAAGAGGCAGAGAAAGCAGCUGACGAGAGUGAGAGAGGGAUGAAGGUCAUUGAAAACAGAGCCCUGAAGGAUGAGGAGAAGAUGGAGUUGCAGGAGAUCCAGCUGAAGGAGGCCAAACACAUUGCAGAGGAGGCCGACCGCAAGUACGAGGAGGUGGCUCGUAAGCUGGUGAUUGUGGAAGGAGAGUUGGAGCGCACUGAGGAGAGGGCUGAACUUGCUGAGGCCGAAAAGAAGAAGUUGGAGGAUGAGCUAAGGGUUCUGGACCAAGCAACGAGGAGUCUGCAGGCUUCUGAGGACAAGUACUCCCAGAAGGAAGACAAGUAUGAAGAGGAGAUCAAGAUCCUGACUGAUAAGCUGAAAGAGGCUGAGACCCGUGCUGAGUUUGCUGAGAGGUCUGUGGCCAAGCUGGAAAAGACCAUCGAUGAUCUUGAAGGAAAGCUAACGGACGCCAAGGAAGAGAACCUGAAGAUCCACGCUACUCUGGACCAGACCUUGAGCGAACUGAACAGCUUCUAGAUGUCCUUGACCAAGACAUUCCCCUAUAUUCAUUUUUGACCCACCCAUCUCAUUUUUCUCAUCCAGUCCUAACUUAAAUAACUCAAAGCUUUUGCCUUCUGAUUUUUCCAAUCGCUCUGUGUCAUUAUCAGAGACUAAGUUCUCUGAACCCAACUCCUCUUGGAGCAAGCUUUCAGCAAUUUGCCCCAAUUUCCCCUAUUGAGUAUAUUGUAUAAAGCUUUGAGUGACAUUUCAGCAGCCUAGUAUGGUGUGUGUAUGAAGUGUAUUUUUGCAAACUUAGAAAGCUUGUUUCUGAGCUAUUACAGUGCCAAAAUUAAUGUGUUGCUUUGAUUGACAAAGCUUUGGUACAGUUUCGACCAUCAUAAGUGUGUCUAGACAUUAUCCCUACUCCAUAAAGCUUUCCUAAGCACAA